GAAGUGGCGGCAGCGACGCGGGACCGCGAGCCGUGCUAACCCGGGAGAGGGCCCUCUGCAGCGACGCGAGUUUUCAGAGGAUGACGUCAGUGCCCAGAGCAGAAGAACAGGAACCAAUGAUGUCCCAGACUCAGGAUCAUCAAUUGCAAUCAAGUCCCAACCCUUUGGAAGUGUUGCCUAAAUCCUCUGCCUCCCUGGAGAUGACGCAAGGCAUUCCAACGGAAAAAAAUCACCUCGGCUGGAGCCCUGAGAAGGGGGAAAGUUGUGACGCCAACCAUCAGGAGAGACUUCAGUUGAUGUCACUUCAUUUGUCCCCCCAAGAACAGUCUGUCCGUCAUCAAGACAGAAGGCAAUCCUGGCGACGAGCAAGUAUGAAAGAGAUAAACCGACGGAAGUCAUUGGCUCCCUUUCACCCAGGCAUCACAGAGCUCAGCAGAUCCAUCAGUUUGAAGUUAGCAGGUAGCAAACGGCUUGGCGCUCUCCUGCUCUCCAGCUUCCAGUUCUCUGUUGAGAAACUUGAACCUUUCCUAAAGAGCACUAAGGACUUCAGCCUAGAAUGCUUUAGAGCGAAAGCAUCUUCUAUCUCUGAAGAAUUGAAACAUUUUACAGACAGGCUGGAAAGUGAUGGAACUCUACAAAGAUGUUUUGUUGAAGAUUCAAAAGAAAAAGCACCAGAUUUUUCACUAGAAACCUCAGUGGCUGAGGUGAAGGAAUAUAUAACAAAGUUUUCUUUGGAACGUCAAACUUGGGAUCAGCUCUUACUACAAUACCAGAAUGAGGUUCCACCCGAAGAGACGCCCAGGGGAUCAACUGAAACCAAAAUCACUGAAGUCAAAGUGGACCCCAUGACUUGUCUUGGCUCUUCCCAGAAGGAAGUCCUUCACACAAAGCCUGACUACCAGGAGAUUAUACGGAGUCAGAACCGUGUCUUUGCCUGCAUGGAGUUAGUGAUGGAUGAGCUGCAAGGGUCAGUGAAGCAGUUGCAAGCCUUCAUGGACGAAAGUACUCAGUACCUCCAGAAGGUGUCACUACAGCUCAAGAAGAGAAGCAUGGAGCAAUUAGAUUCUUCACCUGCUCGAAAACUGCUCAAACUACACCUGCAGAGCUCAUGACUACACAGUGAUCAGGGUCUUGUCGGCGACCUUACCUGUAGUUUCUGUGGUGAGCUGCCAGGGAGAGGACAGGGAAGAGUGCCUCCAUACAUGGCAAGCUCACAGCGGUUUCCUCAGAGCUGGAAAGUUCCAACUGCAGAGCACUUUGACUGUUUCUGAACGACAGAAUGUGUGUAUCCAGAAGAAUGUUGUUAGAGACACUUUCCAUAGGAAUGUGCAAAAUGCCUGAGAUGACCUUCAGAAACAGUGGCCCAUUCCUUUAAAGGCCCUCAGGGUCAGCACUUUUUAUCCCCUGAAGAUAUUGUCAAGUUUUAAAACAACCCAAAGACAUUUAGAACCAAUCUUAACGAAGUGUUCAAGGAGUCAAGUUGGGUUCUUGUCAUAAAAGAAUGAAGCUCAAGUUCUUAAGCGUGGCACUGAGGGUGGAGCGGGAAUGUUGUUGCAUGAUGGGUCUGUUUGGAUCAUGUCACAAAAUGCCCAUUUUCUGAAGUGUCCUAAUGUCUGUAGUGUGCUUAGUUUUUAAUACUGAAUUGACCUCCUGCAAUCUAAAUUUAUGACAAGAAAGGGCUGAGACGAUUUAAUUUUUUUCCCUAUGGUAAUUACCCAUUGCCCCGCUACGAAUCGACCCCAGGGCUUUGCAUGUUAAGCACGCAUUCUCACUGCAUCAUUAG
Messenger RNA from Onychomys torridus (southern grasshopper mouse), 1783 nucleotides. It is a transcript of the gene Dsn1, whose product is annotated as DSN1 component of MIS12 kinetochore complex. Bases 81 to 1112 code for a protein of 343 amino acids. Gene Ontology annotation, cellular component: MIS12/MIND type complex. The transcript has 11 exons. The record is from RefSeq and is a predicted model, not a curated record. Lineage: Eukaryota; Metazoa; Chordata; Mammalia; Rodentia; Cricetidae. Gene Ontology annotation, biological process: cell division; mitotic sister chromatid segregation.